This is a messenger RNA of Clupea harengus (Atlantic herring), 826 nucleotides long. It is a transcript of the gene cldn10l2, whose product is annotated as claudin 10-like 2. The record is from RefSeq and is a predicted model, not a curated record. Gene Ontology annotation, molecular function: structural molecule activity. Lineage: Eukaryota; Metazoa; Chordata; Actinopteri; Clupeiformes; Clupeidae. Gene Ontology annotation, cellular component: membrane; bicellular tight junction.
GUGGCACGGGUUACUGAUCUGGACCCAUGCAGACAUGAAUAAAAGCCUGAUUCAGAUCCUUGGCUUCUUGAUCUCGACCCUAGGUUGGCUUUUUGUGUGCUGCACAAUGGCAAUGGACUUCUGGAGGAUUAUAUCUAUAGGUGGCCAAGGUGGCUCCUGGAUCAUCAAGGCAGCAACGUACUGGUCCAACCUGUGGCGGGACUGCUACACCGACACCGCAGCAAUCACCAACUGCAGAGAUUACGACGUGCUAUGGUCUGUCACACCAUAUGUCCAGGGCACCAGAGGGUUGCUGAUGGUGGGCAUGGGUUUUGGAUUUUUCGCUGCCAUAUUUUGCUUUAUUGGUAUGGAAUGCACCUACAUCGGGGGAAAGGAGAACGCUAAAGACAAACUGGUUUUCACUGGGGCCAUUUUCCAUUUUGUUGGUGGUAUUUCAGACAUCGCUGGUUAUUGCUUAUACGUAAACAAUGUAGCCAGAACUACGUUUUCUCAGUCUUUGGAAAGAGGUAUACUAAGGUAUGGCAUUGGGACGCCAAUAUUUCUUGGUUUGGUGGGCAGCUUUUUCAUCAUCCUUGGUGCCUGUCUGUAUGCAGUCACUGUGUACCGAGUCCUCUUCCCCAAAAGGGUGGUGUAUGCCUUAGCUCCGCGGACAUACAUGGCCCCUCAGACCUACGGGGGCUCCAGGAACAGAACACCCUACUAUGGGCCUUCAUACUACGCUCCACCAAGACAAUUACAAUCAUCGAGAUCUACUAGCAAGAUCUCCAGGGUAUCAAGGAUUAGCCAAGUAACUGAGGAUAGAUUAGAAAGAGAUGCAUUUGUAUGA